AUGGGAAAACCACUUCCAGAGACACUCCAGAAGAUCGCCGCUCGCGUUGAAGCCCAGAAGGCUGCUUACCUCAAGAAGAAAGAGGAGCUCCUUGCUGCUGCCAAGGCUAAUGAAGCCAAGAUUCAGGAACGUGCUAAGAAGUACGCCGCUGAAUACGUUUCCCAGACAAAGGCCGAAAUCGAUGCCGAGAACAAGGCCACAGCCGAAGGUGCUUUCUAUGUCCCAGCUGAAGCCAAGUUUGCUUUCGUCAUCCGUACAAAGGGUACAAACAAGCUCCACCCAGAUGUCCGCAAGAUCCUUCAUCUCUUCAGACUCAACCAGAAGCACAACGCUAUCUUUGUCCGCCUCAACAAGGCUACAAUCGAGAUGCUCAAGCGUGUUACACCACAGGUUGCCUUCGGCUACCCAUCCGUUGACAUGGUCCGCAAGCUCAUCUACAAGCUUGGCACAGCCAACCUUAAUGGCCAGCGUAUCCCAAUCGCUGACAACCAGAUCAUCAAGGUUGCUCUCGGCCAUCUUUGCAUCGAGUCUGUUGAAGAUCUCGCUCACGAAAUCUACACUGUUGGUCCAAACUUUGCUGCUGCUAACCGCUUCCUUGCUGUCUUCAAGCUUCAUGCUCCAAAGGGCGGCUACAAGAAGAUUAACCGCGCUUAUGUUGAGGGUGGCGAUUAUGGUAACCGCGAACACCUUAUCGAUGAGCUUAUCGAAAGAAUGAUCUAA
This is a messenger RNA of Trichomonas vaginalis G3, 720 nucleotides long. Its product is annotated as maturation of LSU-rRNA from tricistronic rRNA transcript (SSU-rRNA, 5.8S rRNA, LSU-rRNA). Lineage: Eukaryota; Parabasalia; Trichomonadida; Trichomonadidae. Gene Ontology annotation, cellular component: cytosolic large ribosomal subunit. The coding region runs from base 1 to 720 and encodes 239 amino acids. The record is from RefSeq and is a predicted model, not a curated record. The transcript has a single exon. Gene Ontology annotation, molecular function: structural constituent of ribosome; RNA binding. Gene Ontology annotation, biological process: maturation of LSU-rRNA from tricistronic rRNA transcript (SSU-rRNA, 5.8S rRNA, LSU-rRNA).